UUUGGACACCUUCUCUGUUCCGAGGUUAUUGCUUGGUCUGCACUUUUCCUUGAUUCGUGAUAUAUAUCAGUGGAUUUAUUUAAUCACAUCCACUCCCACUCAAAUAAGCAGCAAUAUGCAGAGAAUGAAGGCAAAAUCCCUUCCGUUGAUCAUUAUAAUAAGGGUUCUCCCAUGUUGGAGGGGUGGGGGUGCUUCACCCAAUCAGAGAUACUCAGUAACCCCAAGCUCUGAUGUUCUUAUUCCACAACCGGUCCCCUUUCAGCUUUGGUUUCUGUAUCAGCAUGGCAGCUCCCAUGUGUACUAGAUGCACCGUUGCAACAAUUAACCAAUUAAAACGUGGGUUUCUUUCCCUUUAAGUGUUGCCAGGGCAUGGAUUUAAUUAUGACAUAAACAUGAGCGUUUGGUGCUCCUGGCCCUUUAAAAUCAGGGAGCAAGGUAAAGGGUUAAGGAAGAAGGUAAAGCAAGUGUCUGGGGUGGCUGCAGCUGUUUCCAGAGAAAGGGAGGCGUGGCUGAUGGGAGUGGGAGGAGCCAGGUUUGUGCUGAAUCUGUGACAUUCAUUAGAGCACAGAUGCUCAGCGUGCUGCCUGCCCAAUCUCUUACACCUCCUCAGAGAGAGCAGCGAGUAAGGCCAGCGCUGAUACUGGGCAUAAUAUAUAUAUAUAUAUAUAUACACAAAGCUAAACUGGAUCAGCCUCCCCAGAAUUAGAUUUGUCUGCAUGUCCUAAAGACCCAAAACCCUGUGCUGGAUUAUUAUCUCCAGAACCAGCCCUCCUGCUCCAUCUGGAAUCAACUGCAUCCCUGUGAUGGUCAUCAUCAGAUCCAUACUGGACCAGGCCUGGCUGUGAGUGACCCAAAUUUGGCUCAGAAGACACCAUUGUCAUCAGAACCAACUAUAACCCAAGUCAGAUCAAAUAUCCUUCAUCAGAACAUUUCUGACCCAACUCAUUCUCAAGGCCUUUAUCGUCAGAACACUCUCAGGUCAGGACAAGUCCAUCAUCCAAAGCUUGGAACGUAGAACCAUCAGAACCACCUAUAACCCUGGUCUGGUUGACAGAACUCACUCAUCAUCAGAACCGAUUGUAUCCCAAAGCCUGGGAAAUUCUAUGCAGGGAGCCUGGGGCCAAGAGGAGCCGUAUUUACUCCAGGUUGGACUCUCGAGGGAUCAGAACCAGCCCUGCUUUGAACGAAUCCAGGGCAAAGCUCAUUGACUUCUGAAUAAACAGAACCAGCUCUGGGCACAAUACUGGGAAGAUGAGACUCUCCUUGUACUGACUCCAGUCCUGACCCACAUUGCAGCACCUUGGACAGGAGCGAAACGCACAAAGGUUUCAGGAAUCCCGGCAUGUCAUAGGAUCAGCAUUAAUGGGAAGAAAGAACAAUAGAUUCCCUUCUUCUCACAAGGUUAAUUAUCUGCCGCCUUUGCUGGGAAGAAGCUGCAAGGUUUUUCUUCGCGAUUCCCAGGAUCUGGAAUGACAACCAGCAGCUUCCUUACUUUAUAAGUGUUUCAGCUCAGCUCUUGAAGACUUCUGCUCUGAAAUCAGAAGCUUAGCGGCCAUGGGGACUGUCCUUUCCUUAUCUCCUAGCUACCGCAAGGCAGGGCUGUUUGAAGGAGGCUCAACAAGCGUCGGCCACUACACGGCUGUCCAGAAUAGCAAGAAUGGAAAGUCUCUGAAGAGGCACUCCAUUAUUUCUGUUUUGCCAUGGAAACGACUUGUGGCUGUCUCAUCCAAGAAAAGGCAACCCAAAAAGGGUCAAGCCAACAGCAGCUACCAGAACAACAUUACGCAUCUCAACAGCGAGAACCUUAAGAAGUCCAUCUCAUGUGCUAACCUAUCUAGCUUCACUCAGGACACAAAGGACUCUGUUAGCAAGGGUGUUGGGUCUUCAUUUACUAAGGCAACUGGGCAGCAGACCCAUGCAUCUCCAAAACGUGUAGUGGUGCAAGCCUCCACCAGCGAGCUGCUGAGAUGUCUUGGGGAAUUCCUCUGUCGAAGGUGUUACAAACUCAAACAUCUUUCACCUACAGAACCUGUGCUGUGGCUUCGAAGUGUAGACAGGUCUCUUCUUCUCCAAGGUUGGCAGGACCAAGGGUUCAUCACCCCAGCCAAUAUUGUUUUCCUCUACAUGCUAUGCCGAGAUGUCAUCUCCUCAGAGCUGAACACUGAACAGGAACUGCAUGCGGCCUUGUUGACCUGUGUUUAUCUGUCCUAUUCCUACAUGGGCAAUGAAAUCUCUUACCCUUUAAAGCCCUUCCUUGUGGAGAGUUCCAAGGAAGACUUUUGGGACCGUUGCCUCUCAAUUAUUACAACGAUGAGUGCCAAAAUGUUGAGAAUCAACGCUGAUCCCCAGUAUUUCACCCAGAUCUUUGCCGACCUUAAGACUGAAGGCAGGCGAGAGGAUAAAAAUCGACUCCUGAUAGGGCUGGACCGAUGAACGAGAGCAAGUGAAAGGGACAAUAGGACUCAGUGGGAUACCUUGUUGUGUGCUGAGAUAUCUGAUGAGUGUGAGUUGAGCACCAUUGUUUUGAGAAAGCGAUAGGGUUUUGGGAUCCGGCAGAUACUGUGUUAUUUACUCACAUGUGCAGGUCAGUGGUUUAUGACUCUGUUUUCCUCGCCAGGUGCGUCUGGAUAGUUGUCGAACCGGAUUCCCAAAAUGCUUUCCUGUGGAUAAGUGUUUUAUGUUUUCAUUUAUCAAUUGUUUUGCACAAAUGGUACUGUCCAACAACUGAGCCAAUUUCUAGGUCAUUUGUGCACUGCCUCGGUGCUGCUGCACUUUGAGUUCCCUGUUUUGUCGGGACCUUGGUCCCAGUCGGACAAAUGGCGGAUGUGAUUUGCUUAGAGGCUAACACUAAUCUGUCAGUCUAAACGCCGCCUCACUAAGCACCUGGUUGGAAACCAUAAUUAACCUUUGUAAUUAGAUCUGUUCUUUCAUGUGCAUCGUCGUUAACCUUUCAGGCAAGGCUGACAGACUCCCAUGUAACCAGUUUCUGGUGCAUUCUACUGUAGGGUUGGCUUUACCAGCAAGUGGGUUGGAUCAUUCGUUCCUGUUAAUACUUCCAACCUCUAUUAGCAAUAAUGCCAUUGUCAAACACUCAACACUGAUGCACUAUUAAGUCCCUGUCCACUUGUCUGGACUACAACUACCAGCACUCCACACUCAACUGGUGUCACUAGAAAUCUGGGAAUUGUAGUCCAGCACAGAUAAGGUUGCCACCUUUUCUGGGAAAAAAAUACCGGCCUUCCUAUAUAUUUAUCUUUUAUCCCUAUUAAUAACAUUGGGAUCAGCCAUCAUUUUUACCGGCCAGUCCGGUAAAAUACCGGCCAGGUGGCACAGGCUCUCCAGAUGUUGCUUUAACUUCAGCAAUGGGAGACAUCUACUUGGACAUUCCAUAUGUAAAAAAAACAUGAUCUUCAAAACUUCGAGUCUCCAACCCCGUUUCUGGUUUUGAAUGUUGGCUGCCAAGAGGUCAACCUAAAUUAAAUGUGAAUUAUUGGGUGGCCCUUGUUUCUUCAAGGGCUCGUUUACACUACAGACGUCGGUCUGCCGAUGUACCAUGCGCUGACUAGUUGCACCAAAGUUGCAGAUGGUUCAUCUGGACAUGAAACUCACAUUCAACCUCAGUAGAGGUCAGUAAAUAGAAGUGAUACUUGAUCACUUGAUUUGAUUGUCCCCAUUGUAACUUGACCUGUGCCUGUAGUGCGACCCAGCCCUAGGGGAACAGCUGCCUGCGGUGUUUGAGGUGGCGCACAGGAUUUUUCGUGGCCAUCUGCCUGAACUCAGGGACUAGCAUGAAGCGAGGGAGAGUCAGAUAUCCUAUGCUUAGAACAAUUUUUGUUGGGGAAUACACAAAUAUUGGAGUUCUAACAUACAAUCCAUGUGCCAUUAGUUCGUCAUUUACCAGUGCCACUUAACCAUUUGGCUGCUUGUAGGGGGAAGCACGGGGCUUGUGCGGCUAAAGGGUUAACACAUGGGCAUGCAAGGGGAACGUUCUCUUUGUUUAUAUUACAUGUGCAGUAUUAGAACAAAAACAGUGACUGUAUUAUUGUGAGAAGUAGUAGUAUUGUUUUUGUGCAAGUGUUUUUGGGAAUGGAGUGUUGUGAUCUGGGUACUUGCCCGCUGCGUGUGUCGGACCAGGGUGGAGCACGGUGCAUUCAUUAUGGGAGAAGGUGCAGUUGUUUUGAUACGGCCAAUGUUUAGUGACAUACAGAGAGUUCAUGCCCUGUAGGUUAAUAACAGAUGGGACGCAUUCUCCACCAUCAACUUCAGGAACCUUCUAAUGAUAGGCUUCUCCGCAAGGGUGUGACCUGGAGCUGCACUGGAGCUGCUGUUCCAAUCCAGGUCAUAUCCCUACUGGACAGCUGCAGAAUGACAAGUUCUUGGGGCCACUGCCAACAUUCCCAUAGACCUGGGCUUACUUGACCCAAUCUAAAUUUACUGUCAUUUACAUUGAAAGCAGAUAUAAAUCUCUACUCUUAAUAAGACUCUACUUAUAAGACCCCUUCUCUCCAGUAUAGGUGGCCCAAACUUCAUUACAGGUCCAACAGGACUUCCUCAAUGAAAUUCCUACCUAUCCGUCUAUCCAUCAGCCAUCUUGCUCAUAUAAACAACAAUGAGGGGAUCCUCUUGGUGGCCCUUAAGAGCCAAGGAAAAGAUGUCUCAAACAGUGUUGCUCAAUGUCAGUUCCCAUCAUUCUUUGAGCCGUAAUGGUUGGAAUAAGCCAAGUUAGAGUAGGGUCAACCAUAGCUGAACAACACUGUUAUGGACAAUUGUAUCCCCUUUAUUUAUUUAAUCUUUGCAAGGGCUGAAGUAACCCUUUGGAGACAGUGGAGCUAAACAUCGUUUCUAGAGUCGUAUUGACCUACCCGGAUACCAGGGAAUCUCCCAGCAGGCAGCAAUUCUUUUAUUUCCGCCAUGAAACCAAGUCUUGCUAAUAGCAUUUUGUACAUGUUAUAGCUAAUGGAUAUUUGGAAGGCCUCCUACCUUUGUAGAGGUGGGUAGGUUGUGUUAGGGGUAGCAUGUAUAUUAUAUAUUCAUAUAUCUGUAGUGUAAUGAAUGCACAGAGCCAAACCCCGGGCCACAUACAUAAGCUGCAUCUGUAUGCUAUUGAGUAGGAACAACUACUACCACCCAGGUCACAUGAAGACGCAUUAGUUACAUACGUGUUGUGUGUUUAUGUGUGAGCGUGUUUGAGUCACAUGAUGAGCAGAGAGGGUCGCGGAUAAGAAGGAAAAAAAAACUCCAUUCCGUGCUGUAUCUCUGUCCCUUUAAUUUAUUUUUGUACAGUGAAAAUGAAAAUAAAGAUACUGUGUGUGAUCA
Messenger RNA from Xenopus laevis (African clawed frog), 5316 nucleotides. It is a transcript of the gene cdk5r1.L, whose product is annotated as cyclin-dependent kinase 5, regulatory subunit 1 (p35) L homeolog. Gene Ontology annotation, molecular function: protein kinase binding; cyclin-dependent protein serine/threonine kinase activator activity. The record is from RefSeq and is a predicted model, not a curated record. Bases 1555 to 2433 code for a protein of 292 amino acids. Gene Ontology annotation, cellular component: growth cone; perinuclear region of cytoplasm; nucleus. Lineage: Eukaryota; Metazoa; Chordata; Amphibia; Anura; Pipidae. Gene Ontology annotation, biological process: axon guidance; brain development. The transcript has 3 exons.